Molecule: messenger RNA, 603 nt
Organism: Glarea lozoyensis ATCC 20868
Lineage: Eukaryota; Fungi; Ascomycota; Leotiomycetes; Helotiales; Helotiaceae
Product: Molybdopterin synthase subunit MoaE
Exons: 2
Coding region: 1-603 (200 amino acids)
Biological process (GO): Mo-molybdopterin cofactor biosynthetic process
Cellular component (GO): cytosol
Molecular function (GO): molybdopterin synthase activity
Source: RefSeq, a predicted model, not a curated record
AUGGUAAAUAUGGACACAAAAGAGAUUGUCGAGGAGACCCGCUACGUGGCACUGACACAUGAUACUCUUGAUGCAAAACCCAUAAUGGACCGUGUGCGAAGUCCAAAAGCCGGUGCAAUAGUCCUCUUUGCCGGUACUACAAGAGACAACUUUGCCGGAAAAUCGGUGAAGGAGUUGCAGUACACUUCGUACGAACCUCGUGCACUGCAAAGUAUGCUAGCGAUAUGCAAUGCUGUUCAAGAGAAACACUCCCUCACAGCGAUCGCAAUGAUUCAUCGAUUGGGUGUUGUACCUGUUGGAGAAGAAAGCAUCCUAAUUGCAGUCUCGUCACCCCAUCGCCAAGCGGCUUGGAGGGCUGGUGAAGAGGCUUUAGAAGAAUGCAAAGAGAAAGUUGAGGUGUGGAAAAAGGAAGAAUUCGGUGGAGAAGAAGGUGGUGUUUGGAGAGCGAAUCGAGACGGUGCUGUCGGCGUACGUAUCGACAAUGACCAAAAUCUUAAUUCGCCGGCUCCUGGUCCUCAUGGACCAGUAUUACGUCCAGGACGGCUUGGAGAAAGAGGACAUGGAGCAGUUGUCAAUCCUCGGAAUCAGAACCAAAACUCCUAA